Effrenium voratum is the source of this 2006-nucleotide messenger RNA. The record is from the annotation of a GenBank genome assembly. NCBI's taxonomy places the organism in Eukaryota, Dinophyceae, Suessiales, Symbiodiniaceae.
GUAAGAUCGAGUCCUAUGCGUCCUCAAUCACCGGCAUCACCGGUGAUUCCCACCGGGUCGACGAGGUGAAAAAAGGAGAUCCCCUGGCCGAUGCGGACGAGGCGGAUGAGAAUGAGAUGGCUCAUGUAGAUGGGGUGGCGGCCAAGCUGCACAUGCAGGACUUGAUGAACCACAAUGCGGGGAAGGCCUUCGUCAGACAGUCCAAGCGGGUGAAGCAAGGCAUCUCCAGGUUCCGGACGACCAUCCGGGGAAUUACAGGAACCCCCUUCUUUGACUUCAUGAUUGCGGUGCUUGUGCUGGUGGACAUGUCCUGCAUCAUCUUGCAGCAGGAGCUCUACCCCCAGGACGAUGCGAUCCAGCAGGGGGAGCUGAUGCUGCGAACCGUCUCUUUGGCCGUGACGGUGACCUUUGUCGUGGAGUUCACCGCCAGAUGCAUCGGGCAGAUCGGCCUGGGCUUCUCCUGGAUGCUAGUGAUGGAUGGGUUUAUCGUGAUCGGCUCCUGCGUGGAAGUGCUGUGGUUCUACGUGGAUCCAAAGAAUUCCCAAGUGCUCCGCUGGCUGCGGCCCCUGCGUGGCUUGCGCAUCUUCCGGGCACUGCGCAGUACCGUGAGACUUCUACGCCGCUCUGCAGCGGCAGAUUUGGCCUUCCAUGCCUUCGAGAGUUCGCUCAAGCCGCUGUCCGUUUCCUUGACGGUCAUCGCCAUUGCCACCAUGGCGGCCUCCGUGGUCUUGACACUUCAGGUACCUGGCCUGAUGGAGGAGUUGGAGAGUCCGGAAUUGAAGCGGGAGAUCCUGGACGAGUUCGGCUCCAUCUUCGAUGCCACGGCGAGCGUUAUGAAGGUGGUAGCAGGAAGCCACCAGAUGGGGCACCUCCUCAUGCGGAUCUUCGCGGAAUCGGGGGUGGAGAGGUUCCAACUGUCGCUGUUUGUGGGCACCGCCAUGGCUUUUCUCGCCGUGCUGAGCCUUAGUCUUUCGGGCGUCUUCUGCGGCGUUCUCCUGAGCCAAACCAUCAUCCAGAAAGGGGAUGCCGAACUGGAUGGUGGCAUGCAGCAGUUCAAAAGGAACCAGAACCUCGUGCAAACCCUCAACCAGGUCUGGAAAGAUGCUGGCUAUGAGAACGCAGACACCAUCGACUGGAAGGACAUUCUGAAGGUGAUGACUGCCAACGAGGCUAGCGCCUCACGCGAUGCGAGGGAGAUGGCGGUUCUGCUGGCGUCGCCCAAGGAGUCCUCCACUGAGUCGCUGGAGCCCGGUGAGAAGGAAAGCGAAGAGGACUGUCUUCUAAAAGACCAGGGCAUCACGAUGGAGGACUUUCGCGCCGCAUACAACGAGAUGUGCCUUUUUGGCCCGGUGUGUGUGGAGGACUUCAUCCUUUGUGUCUUCAAGCACGUGACCAACGUGAAGACUGUGCCCUUCCUGUCCUUCAACCACCAGCAGAACAAGGUCUACUUGCGGAUCCAGCACCAUGGGCGUGUGGUGGAUGAAGGCUUGCGCGAUCUUCAGACGAAGAUCGGGAUGCUGCAACAGAUGCUGCCGCCCAUGAUCGAGGACGUGCAGGCGGCGGCCGCAGACCUCCAGGAGCUGGAGGAAUUGGAGGACAGACUAGAAAAGCGGAAGCAGGCGCUCCGGGAGCUGAUCGACACACGGGAGAAGGACCACGGCUUUGCGGAAGUCCCCAAGGAUGAGAUGGUCCAGGCGCAGCGAGAGCAGAAUGAGCUCAGGGACGAUCUGGAGGAUCUGGAACUCCUCGCAGAGAAGGCGUCAGGCAAGCGGUCGCUCCUGCCGGAUGAGGCGACCAGUGCGUUGAACCAUUUGGCCGAUGAAAUGGCGGAUCACCUGUGGCAUGUGAUCCUUGAGGAGAUGCAAGAAGCCGAGAGUCCUCCAGCGUCUCGAGAUGAGGAGCCGCCGGGGGAAAUACUUAGGCCUAGGCGUUAACCGGCGCCUUCGCGAAGCGUUUGAGCUCGUGAGUGAAGCAAAGACGCAGUUGGUCCAACUCCCAGUGUUGCA